This is a messenger RNA of Anopheles bellator, 900 nucleotides long. RefSeq names its product alpha-tocopherol transfer protein-like. Gene Ontology annotation, cellular component: membrane. The transcript is spliced from 3 exons. The record is from RefSeq and is a predicted model, not a curated record. Lineage: Eukaryota; Metazoa; Arthropoda; Insecta; Diptera; Culicidae. The annotation marks the transcript as partial. Gene Ontology annotation, molecular function: phosphatidylinositol bisphosphate binding.
GCAAAGAAAGCCGCCGACGAGCUGUUUGAGAAACCGAAACGGCUGGAUGAAGAUCUGGCCGCCCUGCGGACGUGGCUGUCGAAAUGCCCUCACAUCAAGGCACGGACGGACGAUCAGUUCCUGAUGAUGUUCCUGCGCGGUUCGAAGCAUAGCCUGGAAAGGGCGAAGGAGAAGCUUGAUAUGUACUAUUCGAUCCGCUCGGCCCUGCCGGAACUGAUGCGCAAUCGAGAUCCUGAGGAGGCCAAGAUUAAAGAGCUGAUCGAGUUGGGAUCAGUUAUACCGCUACCGAACACAGUAACCCCGGAUGGCCCGAGAAUCAUUCUGGUUCGGCCUGGCGUGUACGACCCUAGCAAGUUCACCAUUCAGGAAAUAUUCAAGUACAACACCAUGAUGGCCGAUAUAAUGAUGAAGGAGGACGACAAUCUGAUCGUAGCUGGACAGAUGGGAAUCCUGGAUCUUGCCAACACGACGAUGGCCCACUUCCUGCAGUUCAAUCCCUCUUUCGUGAAGAAGAUGACCAUGUGGAGCCAGGAAGGGUCGCCGUUGCGUCAGAAGGGUUUCCACUACGUCAACACGCCGAGUGGUUUCGAGAUGAUUUACAACAUGUUUAAGAACUUCCUCAACGAAAAGAACCGCUCUCGGUUGCAUGUCCACGGAAGCAAUCUGGAUUCGCUGUAUGAGCACAUACCGAAGAGCAUGCUGCCAGCUGAGUACGGUGGCGAGGCUGGCCCCCUCCAGGCCUUGGUGGACGCGUGGACCAAGAAGGUACUCAGCUAUAAGCAGCACUUCCUGGAGGACGAACAGUACUGUACGGAUGAGAAGAAGCGACCAGGGCGGCCAAAAAAUGCAGAAACUCUGUUCGGGCUGGAGGGUUCCUUCCGGAAGCUCGAAGUGGACUAA